This is a messenger RNA of Mesoplodon densirostris (Blainville's beaked whale), 1757 nucleotides long. Its product is annotated as sentrin-specific protease 2-like. Gene Ontology annotation, cellular component: nucleus. NCBI's taxonomy places the organism in Eukaryota, Metazoa, Chordata, Mammalia, Artiodactyla, Ziphiidae. The transcript has a single exon. Gene Ontology annotation, molecular function: deSUMOylase activity. Gene Ontology annotation, biological process: protein desumoylation. The record is from RefSeq and is a predicted model, not a curated record.
AUGGGCAGUAGUCCAUGCCUCUACUGCGGACGACAGGACAUCGAAGGCACCAACUGGCAGACGAGACCCAGGCAGAAGUGACUCACUCUGUUUUCUACAGUGGACACUGAUGAAAUAGCAGCCAAAAAACCGAGAUUAGAUUGCUUUAUUCACCGAGUGAAAAACAGUCUCUACAAUGCUGCCAGCUUAUUUGGAUUCCCACUCCAGCUGACCAUAAAGCCCGUGGUCACUUCUGCUUGUAAUGGAACAUGGAAUGUGGUUCCUUCAGGAAAGGUAUUUUCCAACUCUUCAUCUUCUGAACUGACAGGUUCUGGAUCCUGGAACAACAUGCUGAAAAUGGGUAAUAAAUCUCCUAAUGGAAUAAGUGACCAUCCAAAGAUCAGAGUGACAGUAACUCGAGAUCAGCCACACAGAGUCCUGCCUUCCUUUGGUUUUACUUUGAGCUCAGAAGCCUGUAAUAGAAGACCAGGUGGCCGUCGCCAUAGCAAAGGCAAUCUGGAGAGUUCCUUAACGUGGAAGCCUCAGGAACAGGUUGUAACAGAGAUGAUUUCUGAAGAGGGUGGCAAGGGUCUGAGGCGUCCCCAUUGUACUGUGGAGGAGGGUGUUCAAAAAGAGGAAAGAGAGAAAUACCAAAGGUUAUUAGAGUGACUUAAAGAAGGUGGUCAUGGAAACUCUGUUCCUCCUGUAACUUCAACUCAUCAUAGUUCUCAAAGAAGUCAGAUGGACACAUUAAAGACCAAAGGCUGGAGGCAAGAGCAAAGUCAUGGAGUCAAAACAACUCAGUUUGUUCCAAAACAAUAUAGAGUUGUUGAAACAAGGGGACCUCUAUGGUCAGUGAGAAGUGAAAAGAGGUGUUCAAAGGGGAAAAUUUCUGAUACGGAGAAGACAGUUGGAAUCAGACUUGAAAAUGAAGGUAGGAGGGGACUCCAGCUGGAACCUGACCUACCUGAAGAAGUGUCAGCACGACUCUGCCUGGGCAGUGGAAACAAUGGCUUACUCAGGAGGAAGAUGUCAAUACUUGAGACAAAAGAAAAAAAUUGCUCAAGCAAAGAGAGGGAUAAAAGGACCUAUGAUCUUCUUGAACUUACAGAGGACAUAGAAAAGGAAAUCAGUAAUGCUCUAGGCCAUGGCCCACAGGAUGAGAUCCUAAGCAGUGCUUUCAAAUUACGAAUCACUCGAGGAGAUAUUCAGACCUUGAAGAACCAUCACUGGCUCAAUGAUGAAGUCAUUAAUUUUUACAUGAAUCUCCUGGUGGAAAGAAAUAAAAAACAAGGGUAUCUAGCACUUUAUGCAUUCAGUACUCUCUUCUAUCCAAAAUUAAAGUCUGGGGGUUACCAAGCAGUGAAAAGAUGGACCAAAGGGGUCAGUCUCUUUGAACAGGAACUUAUUCUGGUUCCCAUUCAUCGGAAGGUACACUGGAGGCUGGUAGUGACAGACCUAAGAAAAACGUGUCUUAAAUAUCUGGAUUCUAUGGGACAAAAGGGCCACAGGAUCUGUGAGAUUCUCCUUCAGUAUUUACAGGAUGAAAGUAAGACCAAAAGAAAUACUGACCUGAAUGUUUUAGAGUGGACCCACUACCGCAUGAAGGCACAUGAGAUUCCUCAACAGUUGAAUGGGAGUGAUUGUGGAAUGUUUACUUGUAAAUAUGCAGAUUAUAUCUCUAGGGACAAACCCAUUACAUUUACUCAGCACCAGAUGCCUCUGUUCCGGAAGAAGAUGGUGUGGGAAAUCUUUCAUCAGCAGUUGCUGUGAGAACG